GUGCUUUGGUGCUGCCUGUCAACAGUCUGAUGUUUGAACGUGGUGGGACAACAUCCGGCUCCGCAAAACUCAUUAUUUUCCGGCGACAGCGGAUACUGGCGACAACUCAAACGUCUAAACAGUGACUGGAUCACCAGUCUGUUGAAGUGAGCUUCAAUGGAACUAGGAAAAGUGAAUGGCGGGUAUGAUAUCCAAGUAGAAAUAAACCUCCCGGAGGACCCGCAAGAAUCGAAUUACGGCACAUUACAAAUUUCACAGUUGAAGGCUCGAGAAGAAAGCGUCAAUGGAAGUCUUUCAAAAAAGAAACGAAGGAAAUCCAAGACAUCCCCGACAGAACCCGAAGAAGGAACAGAAGAGGUGAAUCCGUCAUGUUCGUUCCUCGGCAACGCACUGGAAAAAUUCUGGGCUCACUUGAGCGACUUUGCUGUUCAAAGAAAGUCGUUGGUUCGCUGGCUUGUCUAUAUUAUCCUAGCCCUUCUUUACAACGCCUAUUUCAUAGCCAGCAUUUACUAUUCAAUUCAUAAUGGCAUCCCGAUGGAUUGGUGCAACGGUGUCGGCUUGCUCAUCAUUAUUACUGUCAUCACCUACGUCAGCCUUUUCUACUUCCAAGUUGUGAAAAAGUUUUGGGGGAAAUCCAUUGAUCGAGCCGUUUUAAAACCAAUCAGGGCGCAUUUUGAUCGCGUUUGGAAAUUCCGAUUGGUCCAGUAUGGUGUUUACUUGGUGAUUGUCGCUGCCUUGAUCACAUUCCUUGUUAUCGAUACAAAGGACGAACGAUAUCGACUCGUCUCUUUCUUUGGUUUACUUGUUUUCGUGCUUCUCGGUUGGAUUUUUUCCAAGCAUCCGUCCAAAGUCAAGUGGAGUCAUGUAACCUGGGGUGUGGGACUUCAGUUUAUUUUCGGAUUAAUCGUCUUGCGAUGGGAAUUGGGUCGCCAGGUUAUCCAGUGCCUCGGCGACAAAAUCACCAAAUUCCUCGAUUAUUCCAACGAAGGAUCGGGCUUCGUUUAUGGCUAUUUGGUUACCGAUAAAAACAUGGCAGGAAUCGUUCUCGGAUCUGUUUUUGCCUUCAAGAUACUUUCAGUCAUCUUCUUCUUCAGCUUCUUCGUUAGCAUCCUUUACUACUAUGGCAUUAUGCAGUGGGUCGUCCAGAAAAUCGGAUGGCUGUUGCAAAUAUCCAUCGGUACCACGGCCGCCGAGUCUAUGAAUGCAGCUGGGAAUAUCUUUUUAGGCCAAACCGAGGCCCCUUUGUUAAUUAGACCCCUUCUUCCUAAAAUGACCAAGUCUGAGCUUCACGCCGUAAUGACGGGUGGAUUCGCCACCAUAGCAGGCGGAGUUCUGGCAGCAUUCAUCAGUUUUGGUAUCAGUGCAUCCCAUUUGUUAUCGGCAUCCGUCAUGUCUGCACCGGCCGCUCUAGCCUUUUCCAAACUCUUUUAUCCGGAAUCGGAGAAAUCACAAACUAAAGCUGGAGACGUGAAAAUUCCUAAAGGGACGGAAUCCAACGCUCUCGAUGCAGCCGCCCAAGGAGCAGCUAAUGCCGUCUUUUUGGUACUGAAUAUCAUCGCCAAUUUAAUCGCCUUUUUAGCUUUCAUCGCCUUCCUCAAUGGAAUCAUCUCCUGGUUUGGUGGUCUUCUAGGAGCUCCAUACGUCACGUUUGAAUACAUCAUGGGCAAGAUAUUCAUCCCUGUUGCUUGGUUGAUGGGCGUGCCCGCAGCCGAGUGUGAUCUAGUGGCCAAUCUUGUGGCUCUCAAGACUAUCGUCAAUGAGUUUGCAGCUUACAGCAAGCUAUCGGAAUACGUGGCACAAGGAAUCAUUUCGAAACGAGCUGAAACCAUCGCUACCUACGCUCUUUGUGGCUUCUCCAAUCCCGGGUCGAUUGGUACCCAGAUAGCCGCUCUUUCCACCAUGGCACCCGAACGGCAGAGCGACUUGGCCCAGGUGGCCUUUCGAGCAUUUGUAGCGGGCAGUGCAGCCUGCUUUAUGACUGCGUGUAUCGCAGGCACUCUAAUAUCAUCCGUCUCUGACACACCAAUAUCCACUACCUUUGCACCUUCAACUUUUUCUUUCACUCCCAAUAUGACAGCCGUGUUCUAAAGUUGUUGUUUGUUUUUUUUUUAAUUCCUAUCAUAGUUUUAACGUUUUCAACGACAGCAUUGUUUAAAUUAUGUGUCAUCAUCUAUCGCAUCAUCAUAAUAUUAGUUAUCCUUUCGUGCGGGACUAUAAUAGAACUGUAUUUUCCGAAACCAAUCAGAGAUUUGUGCCGUCAAACACAUAAAGUUCAUUUAAAAAAAAAGAACAAAAUUAAAAUGGGCAAUUUCGUGCAAUGGAGUAUGAAUUCAAAAUGAAUCCAUAGGGUCUUAUGUAUCCUGGGACUCGAUUUUCAGUUAGUUAGUUGUUUUCUUGGUUUAAAAUAAACAGCACUGUUUAUUUCCAAAGAGAUUUGCGCGGCAAGUCUUGUAGAUAAGAUUGCUGGAACAGUCGGUGCUGUUGGUGCAUGAAGCUGCGGAUCAUUAAAAAACAAAUUGUAUUAUGUAAUUGAUAAAUAAGAUUUAGGCACGCUCCCGUAGUAAACUGUUAAAGCUUACAAAAUGGUUUGCAGAAAGUCUGGUCAGUUUCUUCACCCUCUUCAGCAGUGGGCAGAGAGUUGGUGUAGACGAUGGCCAUCAUAGCCAAGAGAACGGCGAAGAG
Messenger RNA from Daphnia pulex (common water flea), 2682 nucleotides. RefSeq names its product solute carrier family 28 member 3-like. The record is from RefSeq and is a predicted model, not a curated record. The coding region runs from base 157 to 2088 and encodes 643 amino acids. Gene Ontology annotation, biological process: nucleoside transmembrane transport. NCBI's taxonomy places the organism in Eukaryota, Metazoa, Arthropoda, Branchiopoda, Diplostraca, Daphniidae. Gene Ontology annotation, molecular function: nucleoside:sodium symporter activity. Gene Ontology annotation, cellular component: membrane. The transcript has 11 exons.